CCUUUGAUGAACCGGAGAGGGAACCCGAAAUAAAAUUCUCGCACAAGAACAAAAAACGAAAUGAAGAAUGUGAGGAUACUAGCAGUCGUGCCAUCGUUUCGAUAACAGCUGUAAUACUGACAAUACUUCAUCUUGGAACCGGAAGAAGUGUUGACUAAUUUGGAGCUAGUUGUCCGCAGAUAAAAAACAUGGAUACCUCUCCGGAUCCACUGCCUGUGGAGCCUGCUGGGCUGACUCAAGCUACCUCAGACACAGACAUCAGCCCGAAUACUGGAAACAACAGUAUGACCCUAUCGGUUGGCAACUAUAGCAAAGACCAGUUAGAUCCGGCAGCUAAACCAGGGCAGUGUGGUAUCUACAACUUAGGUAACACCUGUUUCAUGAACGCUGGUCUUCACUGCCUUAUGAACACCGCCCCUAUCAUCAAGUAUUUCCUCGACCAGUACUCCUGUAACGUCAAGUUUGGACCGUCCUUAGCGGCCCACUUUUACUGGCUAGCUUGUAAAUACUGGAGUGGAAAUUACUCCAUCAUCCAUCCCGGUGACUUCAAGACAUGUCUAGGCACAUUUCACGGCCAGUUUGAGGAUUAUAGACAGCAUGACUGUCAGGAAUUCUUGGCCCUAAUGCUGGACACGCUACACGAGGAGACAAACAAGAGUAAUGUGAUUUUUAUGGAGCGGCAAGGGUCACUUCCAUCUACAGAUACUCCCAAGUCUGAACAGGACCAACUCAACAACUCACUGGAUCAUAUAGCAGUGUCCACUUCCGAACUGACCGCCAUGCCUAAUGACCAGCUCAAUAACUCUUUGGACCAGAUCACUGUGUCUACAGCUGAAUAUACCACCACACAGAGUACCGAACACCUCAACAACUCUCAUGAACAACAAUCAAAUUCUUCAGAACAAUUGAAUAAUUCGGUUGAGAAAAAAUGUGUAGAUGCAGUUGAAACCCUCUCAAGCUGUGAGGCUGUGGCAAGCAGGACGGGGGAGAGAAGUACGAAAGUCCAACACCAGCAUACUUUGGAACAGUUAUGUCCCCUUGUCGAAGGAGAGAUGAGCUCAAGAAAUGACUUCAGUUUCACAGGUCAGCAGAAUUUGGAUGAUAUGUCCACGUUACGUCCACUACUUAAUAAUUCCACUGAGUUCAAACAAACCCUGCCGUCCUUACAUCAGUUUUAUGCUAAAGAGUCCAAGACUCUCAACACCAAUGUCCUCCUAGACAAGGGGAUUGAAGGGGAAUCGCUCAACACAGACUCGCACAAGUUUGCCAAACAAGACAAUGAUAGCCCUUUGAGAUUAAAUGAGGUAAAUUUACUUCAGGACACGGCUCCAAUGGAGAUAGACAAGAACGACUGCCCGAAAGGUCUGAAGGACGUUAACAUACAAGCUGAUAAGUGUAAGAAGGCCUCCAUUGGGAUUGCCCUGUGUUUUGUUGAACAGGACUCGCUGACUGGUCAAACCACUAAGAAAAACACUGAUGGUGGAUCAAUGUGCUUUGAUCCAGAUGUAGAUAGUGUGAAGCGGAUGAAAUUUGAAACCACCGAAAAAAAUUUCCAACAUCAAGCGUUCAGUAAGCUCAACAGAAACGUGUCAGAUUUAGAGGGUUCCUGCAGCACGGCAUUACAAGACAUUAAAAUCAGAGCUGAUGUCAUCGCUGACAGUCCAAAAUCCACAGACACAGAUAUCAAACUAGAGGACGAGGUCGAGUCAAGUUCAAUCCUCGGUCUGUCAGAGUCAGUUGGAGCCCAGCAGUUGGAGGAAGAUGAAGACGAGGAGGAUGAUGAUGAAGAUGAAGAAGAUGCUUUGUGUGAUGCAGCUGAUCAGGCGUGGGACUCCUACAUCAAACGACAUAACAGUAUAGUUGUGUCCACAUUCCAGGGCAUGUUUAAGUCUACGGUGAUCUGCUCCGACUGUAGUCAUGUAUCUGUGACCUUUGAACCUUUCAUGUACCUGUCUAUACCUCUCCCACAUAGCAUGGAGCGACAAAUAUGUGUAUGGGUGAUGCCUGUCACUGGCAUUCCAACCAAGUACUUACUAACUCUACACAAAAAUGACAAGAUCCGCACCGUCAAAGAACAGCUGAAGGCUUACACUGGAGAGCAGGAUCUUGUCAUGACUGAAGUGUUGGAGGGACAUAUAGCCAAGACUCUGGAUGACAACGUUGCACUGCGAUUUGUGAAUGACACCACACGAUUAGUGUUUGCAUACCAAAUGCCACCACCGCCCGAAAGUGCUAAACAAUCAAACACCAGUGAUAACCAGGCUGACGUCUUCAGCAAGAUGGACACUUUUGUACCAGGAGUGUCACAGCUGGAGGACAAAAGCCUCAGUCUAAACGCUGAUGUGUAUACACCAGACCACGUGUGUAAUCAAGACGACAACCAAGGGGGAAAUUAUAUAGAAGUUACAGAGAGUAUGAUGGGUGAAUCUACUGUGAUAUCUAAUGUGGUUUCUGGACAGGAGGAGUGUGACCCCUCUGUGACCUUGACAGUUGAGAUGGCAGUAGACAGUAUGGAGGUGGAGCCUCCGCCAAGAACUGACCUUUCUCUGUCAGACGACAACCCAUACAUGAUGGAUGCUGGGUCCUCCCAACUCCAGCCUGAUCUCUCAAACACUGCUUUAUGGGGAGAACAGAACGAAACCUCGGCUAGCUGGGGUUAUCACCCUACUUCUCCCGAAAAUCCAGUCAUGUCCGAAACCUUUCCAUCUUCAGCAACACAGGAAUCUAUUGAGACGUGGAUUUCGGAUAAUAUGCCUGUGACAGACGGUUCCGGGUCAACAGUAGCUCCCUCUGUGGUGACCCCUGACCAGUGGAAGUCAUGUGCAAUUUGUCUUGAGGAUCUGAUGGAUAUUGAGCUGAUGGUCCACCAGCAGUGCGGCGGUACCUUCUGUCAGACUUGUCUAGAGAUGUCAGUGAGGCAUUACGGAGAGGAAAGUUACACAUGCCCAGUUUGCUCAGCGCCUGCUGUUCUAACAGAGGACUUCAUUUCUCUAGGGGCAGACAACUCUGAUCAGCCUGUCAAAAUCCGAGUGAUCUCAGUGCCAGUCACAUUUAACAUCUGUGCUGAGAAUGGAGAUCGCAGACUCAUAAGUCAUCCUCGUCCAUUGCAUCUGACUAACACCAUGUCUGGAAUGGAGCUAUAUGACUACAUAGAUAAACAGUGUCCAGUCAGCGUGUCCUACACACUAGCUAUCACUGAUGGCCAGGGCCUACACUGUUCCCGAUGUGACUUCUCGUCCAAGUGCCAGGGAUGUCUGAUAACUCGAGAGGAUGACGUUGUGUUUCGCCCUGGAGACAACUUGGCUGUAUGCUAUGGAGAACUGACCCGGGAAGAGUUUGCCAGGGCAGAGGCCUACCACAUGGAUAAGUCAAUGGAACAGCUCCGACCUGAUAAACCUCUUCACAUAAACGACUGUCUGGAGGCUUUUACUGAAAGUGAGGUGCUGGAUGAGCACAACCCCUGGUUCUGUCCUCGGUGCGAGAGAAACCAGUGUGCGAAGAAGACGAUGACGGUAUGGCAGUACCCCGACAGACUCAUCAUCCACCUCAAGCGAUUUAUGUUCCACGAGCUAUCAAGUACAAAGGUUGACAACAACGUUGUUUUCCCAUUGGAGGGCCUAGACUUAACCCAGAUGAUCUCUGGGCCAGACACCAAGUGUCCGCUGUACGACUUGUACGGGAUUGUCUGUCAUUUCGGAGGAGCCAAUGCGGGACACUACACUGCAUAUGCUCAGCACCCACAAGAUCAUGCGUGGCAUUACUACAAUGACGAGACCAUCACACAGCAGGAACCCAACUCUAGCGACUUCAGCAAUGCUUACAUCCUCUUCUACCAGCGGCAGGGGACAGAGGUGCAGUUUGAUUUCCAAGAGUUUCUUACUCGCCACAAAAUUGAAAGCCUAAUGGUGCCAGUCACCCCGGCAGACCAAGUCUUCAUUGGUCCUCUCCCACAAAACAACCAUGAUAAUGGACCAAAUACUUCACAAGGCAGCUGUGAUCAGAACCAGGCAGGGGACAUUGCUGUUGCUUCUUGAAUUAUUUACUUACCUGGCCCUAAGGGCCAAGUGAGCUUAUGAUAUAGCACAGAGUCUGUCGUCUGCUGGCGUUAACUUUUUUCUUUAAACCACUUGUUCUCAUAACCAAUAGGCCCAGGGUGAUGAUAUUUGGCCAAUAGUAUGCUAGAAUGAAUGACUAAAUGGUACCAAGUUUGGUCAAAUGAAUACCUUGACCCAUUUUCAAGGUCAAAUGAAUGAUCUGCACCCUUUUCAAGAUCACAGGGGUCAAAUAUAUUGAAAUAUUUGAACAACUGAAAGACCAUGGGUGAUGGUAUCUGGCCAGUAGUAUGCAUGGUUGGAGGGCUACAAAGUUUGUUCAAGUAAAGAUCCUUAACCAACUUUCAAGGUCAUAUGGAUCAACUGUUUAAAAAUAAAUCUCUUAAUAACCAAAAGGCCAAAGAUGGUGAUAUUCGGCCUGUUGCUUAAUUAAGCCUAUUUUCAUAUGUUAACCCUUGGUCCACUUUGGAGGUUACUGAUGUGAGAUUAGUACCAGGUGAGCAAUUCAGGCCUAUUGGACCUCUUGUAGAUAAUUAACCGUUUGUAUAAAACUGUACUUGUGUAAAUUAUGUUUCAUUAAAGUGUGUGCUAGUCGAGGCUAUUCUCCGUCUAUUGGGUUUAGAAGAAAUUUCCCAUAAAGCACACAUACCUUGUGUUGUGGAAAACUGAUUUUUUUUUAAUGUGUAAAUAUUUUACUAAAUUUUCAAAGUGUUAUCAUAAGAUGUUAUCUAGCUGUGAGAUUAGAAGCUAUUUCAUGUGACUAGACUGCAGUUGUUUAAAUUAUAGGAAAAGAUGGGUAUGGUUUUGUCACAGACUUUCAGUUGGUCAACCUGAGAAUUGAUUGUUAAUUGUACUUGCCAAUUACAACCAUUUGGAAAAUGGCCAAGAUUGUAAUUUUCCAUGAGAGUAAUUAUACACCCAUUUAUAAUAUAAGAGAAAAUUUGUUUUCCACUCUUUCUAUGUAACCUUAGGUUUUUACAGCAAGGUGAGAGCAAGUCAUAGAUUCUGUGUGAUUUAAAAUACUCAUUUGUUGUUAGUCUGCAUUUUGGAAGUGAAUGAAAACUGUGGUUUAUUUGAUGUUAAGAUAAAGCAACACAAAAGUUUUAUAUCUUCAAUAAGAUGCAUCAGUUUGGAAACAUGAAAUAUCAAAAUUUACUUGAUACACAAUCAAUGUAUGUCAAGCUUGACACAAGGACUAGUAGUCGGUCUUGAAAUGUUGCGACACGUUUCAUACAUACAUUGUUUGUGCAUAAAGUAAAACUUCAAAACGACACAAUCUUUGCUUACCAAAAUCACUUUUCCAUAAACAAUGUAUCAGAACAUUUUGACAAGGGGACUUUUUUGUUAAAAAAGGAGACGAAUAUAUACCUAGUUUUGUAUAGUGAGAAAGGAUAUGUGACCUAGUUUUAUAGGGUGAGAGGUUGCACAACAUAAAUAGUGAUACCUGUCUAACCUGAUCAAGUAUCCUCGACACACUGUCCAAUCUGACAAAAUGCUGUAAUCCUCUGCCUUAGUUAAUAACCUUAUACAACCUAUAUAUUCCUAAAUAAUAUCGGGCCAGUAUGUUGUGUCCUGCAGCGUCGAGUGAGAGCGAUUUCACUGUAGUUGAAUGGUUCUUACUUAUGAGAUGCCUCAAUACCUACACUACAAAACCAUAUUGUAUCUAGGUUGGGGAUUCAUUGCUAUUAACACAAAUGGUUUUCGGUUGCCAUGCUGAAAUUUGCUCACGAAGCUUUCAAAACAAUUUGACCAUUCCAUAGAGAGAUAAAUUAAAACAGUUUCUUACAGUUGUUUCUCCAUUUUGUUUUGAAAUAGGUUAAGUUUUGCAGUAUGGGGAAAUUUGAAUUUGAUCAUUUCUUGAUUGUUUGAAGAAAAAGGAUUUGCUUGGUCUAGAAUUCAAAAUGAUGAUGUUUGGACGGAAACAGAAAAACACUUUUUUGUACUGAAAAUUUGUUGUCCUGAUAUGACCUUCGGUGAAAGAACAGCAGUUUCUGGUAAUUUCUGAGGUAGAAACAAGACUGUGAUUUACAUUAAGUUUCUUUGCUGUGAUAACUACCAUUUGCAUCCCAAUGUAUGUAUAUUGAAAUAUAUACCUGCGUUUGUAAUUGUCAUGUAUUAUAAAACCUAGAAUGUAUGUAUGUCAAAGUGCUUCGAGAAUGCUUAGCAAUGAUUUGUAUUACCGUGCUACAACAUACUUGAUUGAAUCUUGAAUUUUACUCACUGGGGG
Mizuhopecten yessoensis (Yesso scallop) is the source of this 6279-nucleotide messenger RNA. RefSeq lists its product as uncharacterized. The transcript is spliced from 16 exons. The record is from RefSeq and is a predicted model, not a curated record. Gene Ontology annotation, biological process: protein deubiquitination. Gene Ontology annotation, molecular function: cysteine-type deubiquitinase activity. Lineage: Eukaryota; Metazoa; Mollusca; Bivalvia; Pectinida; Pectinidae. The coding region runs from base 189 to 4034 and encodes 1281 amino acids.